AUGAGCCGGAGGCACCAGUUCUGCCUGGCCUGCCUCCAGCGCCUCGGGACGGGGAGUCCACGCACGCCGGGCUGGCGCUGGCGGGAGCAAGACACCAUGUUUCCGAUGGAAAGUGCUGUGACGCAGCUGCGUCCGGAGACCAUCGCAAGACUGGUGGAUGAGGCAGAGGAGAAACAGUGGACGCAGCUCGGAAUUCCUGGAGACGAAGAGGGGGACUCACCAUCCCCCAUACAUGGGUCAGCACAGCUGGGUGUGGCACUACUGAGAUCAAGGAAGUGUUGCAUGUUGCUGGCAGGGAGGAAGUCAACCUACAGUAAUGUCCGAGUGGUGAGGAAUGAUGGUCAAGACAAUGGGCUGGAAGAAGGUGCGAUGAAGAGAACGAUCAAGUCUCACACCAAGGAUGUUCAGCAGCUGGACCACAAGGUGGGUGGAAGAUGUCUCACACACAUCAGUAUCAGAAUUCCGAGCUUUCAAACACGCCUACCUCUGUGCAGCGUUCCCAGUUCUGGGGCUCCAGACCCUCCCUCCCCUUUAUCACCCUCCCCAACAACACCCACCAAUACCCCACCCACCCAGAUCACCUACCCCAGGUCCAUUAGCUCCGACUACCGGCCGUCCACCCCCCACUCCCUGCACGACAGCGGUGUGGAGGAGACAGACGAGGGAGCCAUGAUCCCCACCGAGACGCUGUGUGAGCUGCUACGUCGGGCAUUCAGGUUAUCAGCCGACCGCUUCCACCAGUAUGAAACCAUGAUUGCUAAAUCAUAUCAAAACAAAUCCCCACCGAAGCUGUUAGCUGAAGAGUUAAUGAGUCAGUUGACAGCCUUGGAGAACACCAGCAACACCUUCUACAGCCCUGCAGCCUUUCUGACUCGGAAUGGCUAUGACAUCUGGUGCCACCAGGAGAUGUCGCAUAUCUCGGAUCUGCUCAACAAGUUCUGGCACUUCUCUCUGCCCUAUCCCAGUGACAGCCAGCUACACAACAAGGACCUGGCCACUGUCCAUGAAGACUACGAGAUACUGCUGUCUAAACUACUGCUCUAUGAACACCAGUUUAAGGUGGGAACAUACGACACCUCCAGUCCUCUCUUCUCACUGCUGUCUUCUGCUUCAAUGCGUCUGCUCAGGGAGUUUGCACUUCGGUACGGCAUCGGUGAACAGUACCGCCGAGUGUUAUACCUCCGUCACUUGAUUGAGAUCUUCUCUCCAUGUGUGUGGUUUCUUCAACACAUGACCUCAGUUGUUGCCAGUGUCAGAGACAUGUUUCCUAGCAACAAAUCACAACUUGUGAUGACCAAGAAAGAGUAUGUACUACUGGACACAUGUAUCAAGUCCAUCCUCGUCCAGACAGCCAAGUCCUUCUGUCAGAUGAAGAGUAUAUUCCAGACUGUCAGACCUGCAGAGGGAAUAGAUAUCCUCAUUGGACUGAUCUCCAUCACACUGGACCUGCGAGCCUACCUGACAAUUGAGAGCCAUGAGACCCUGGAUAUGUUCCUAUACAGAGCUGUUCAGGGUAUAUUCCGUCCAACAUAUGAGCGUUACAAGAUCCUGGCUCAGUCUGAGUUAGCCAAGAAGAACAUCGGCCCCAUUCUGUUAAAUAUCCUGAUCUGCAACAUUCGUGACGAGGUGAUCGACUACCGCAACAACUACCAAUCAUCGUUUUCACACUACAUGAACAUCACAGAAAUUGCAGCCCAGUCUUUUUACAUCCUGCUGAUGGAAGAUGUGGAGUUACUCUGCAGGGAGCAGGCGGCAAGACAUGACAAGACCAUCCAUGAGAUCAACCUGCAGGUGCUUGGCUUGGCCUACAGACUCAACAGACUUGAUCAGGACUGGGCAGAGCACAUUCCCACCGAAGCUCAACAAUGGCGUAAAAGUUUACUACGAGAAAUCCUGCUGUGGUCGACGUCCAUCAUGUACCAUGUUCAGGACCUGGUGAUAGAGGCUGUGUCAGGAGAUGAGUUCCAGACGCAGGAGGUUCAUCUGAUGACCCCUCUGUCGUCCCUGACUGGGUCUUCAUACUCUGUCCAUCGCAGUCAGUCGCUGUUGGCUUCAUCUCUCACUCACUCUGUGAACAGUGCCUUCAGCAGCAUCGUGUCUUCGCUCCGAUCUACGCCAAACAAACAGUUACAGACUACAAUUUCUGACUCUCCAUCCCGACAUCCUCGACAGCCUGCAACCAUUAUAGAAACUUCCCCUGAAACAAUAAAAUCAUCACAGAAAAGCAACAAUGCAGAACCUGAGAAGAAAGAAGUAAAAGUCGUUAUCAUCCGCAAGCAAGGGUCAUUUGAGACCAAGUCACUUAUAUCGGUUGAGGACCGUGCCGACUGUGUGAAAUUUAAAGGCCUUAAACAAAGUGUGUCGAUGCCUGACAUGAAGGACAAGGAUGAAGAUGCUUCAGAACACUUGUGGAUGACACAGUCAGGAGAUGGGGAUUCGUGCCCCUUCAUGCCCCUGCUCAAUGAGAGCGAUGAAAUGAGCAGCAAUGAAGAGACUGGACACAGCAAGAGUGACAUUGAUGGGUCCGGACUGGUGUUCCAGGCCACUGUACACAAUGAUCCAUGUGAUGAUGAAGAUACGAGCACAGUGGCAUCUGAAGCAGACGUGCAUUCUGACAUUGAAGAAGACUCGGAAACUGAAGGUGACUUUAAGUUUCCACCCAUACAACAAGUGUCUUCUGGUCAUCAAGACAGCAGUAAGCCUUUCCAUUUGGAUGAUACACAUGGUGAGACUCGAGGCUUUGUGUCACGCCUCACAUCAGCAUUCAGGCUGCCGAGGAAAAGAACUGCUUCCAAUGGAACACAUGAAUCAGGGUUGGAAUAUGAAGAAACAAAAUUCCAAAACUCACUUGAACGGUCGUUCAUGUCUGCUGACAACAACUUUGAAAGUUCUGAUAGACACACAGAGUUCUUGGAUUCCUUCUCUUCUGAAUAUACAAAUGUGUCUCUCCCUACUCCGCCACCUGGUUCUGAUGCCUGCUUGCCGAUAUCUGGUUCUGCUAUCGAUCUGGUGGUGAUACUGCAGCGUCUGGUUUGGAUUUCAAGGACAUUUUACCAGAUUCUGUUCCCAACUUUGGAUGACCUUGAGACCUUGGAGGCUCUAGAUCAGGGAGAACUCAGCAUGGAACAGAUGGAGUUUCAUCAGAAGAGUGUCGCUGGCAAAGAAGAAAUUUAUGAAAGCUUCUUGACGACCAUCUGUGUAACAUCAUGCCAGUAUGCUGACAACAUGCUGUGUCUUGACCUGUGUGGAACACCUAACUCUGCAGCUAAAAGGCUCAUAGGACCCAAGCUUCUGGAGCACCUAACCAAUCAGCAGAAUACAGGCCUUGUGUGGGGAUGUCGGCAUGAGCUGGAUGGGAAGAAGAACUGCUUUGAGUACCUCAACAAACAAACUGCCUAUCUCUGUGACAGAUAUGAGCCAAUCACACAGCAGAUGUGUACACGUAUCAACAACGUGUCAGCCAUGUUGAAGUUCCUGGAGAUUUAUGAGCGUCGCCUUGCCAACACAUUUGGGGAGAAAGACUUGUGGAUCAACUCUGAUGACAUGCAGAGGAGCCGCUUGAAUCCCAGGAGCGGCAGACAGAGCUGCAUUUCGGUGCAAGAUUUCACCAUGGCGGAUCGUCUAGAUGAGCUGGAGAAGGACGAGUGGCCAGACCAUGAGGAGCUGCAGCCAAGCUCAGGCCCUUUUGUGCACAAGCUCCUCAACCCCCAUCAGAGCCACCUGCUGGCCGUACAGAAAGCUCAGUGUCGAAUCAUGGCUUACAGGCUCAACUUAUUUCUCCAUGAUGCUCUGGCUCUGCUGAUGAGGCUAAAGCCCCUCAACGUUUCCAUACAGGAUUGUUUGAAGCCUGUAACCAACUUCCUCCAUAAAUAUAUGGAGAAACUUAGUGGCUGGCUUUACAAGGACUGUUUCCAUCAGCUGUUAGAAUGUCUGUGGAUAUUUCUUGUAGAAGAUUUGGAGAUGGAAGCUGAGAGACUUCGUCGGAGGAAGAAGAUUCCACACCCUUCUGGGCACAAACGGUACUACAGGCGCUCACGCACUUGUUGAAAUUUAUGAACAACUUUGGAAAAGGUAUCACAAGAAAUCUGCUGUUGUCACAAGCGGAUGAGCUGGUCUUCAAGCUGCAGCUGUACUCGCUGUCCACACAUCAGCUCCUGGCGCUCUACAGUAAACUCA
Molecule: messenger RNA, 4176 nt
Organism: Haliotis rubra (blacklip abalone)
Lineage: Eukaryota; Metazoa; Mollusca; Gastropoda; Lepetellida; Haliotidae
Exons: 26
Coding region: 1-4047 (1348 amino acids)
Source: RefSeq, a predicted model, not a curated record